Dermacentor albipictus is the source of this 756-nucleotide messenger RNA. Its product is annotated as piggyBac transposable element-derived protein 3-like. NCBI's taxonomy places the organism in Eukaryota, Metazoa, Arthropoda, Arachnida, Ixodida, Ixodidae. The record is from RefSeq and is a predicted model, not a curated record.
AUGGGCUCCACGUGCAGCCGGCCAAGACGGCAGCGCUUGACUGACAAAGAAAUUCAAGCAAUUCUUUUCGAAUACCCUAGUGGAAGUGAGGACGAAAACUUGGAGGGGUCGGAUUGCGAUGAAGAAUACACGCCGCAGGAGAGAACAGUGCAGAAUGUCAGCGAAAGCUCUUCAGACAGUGAAGUGCAGGUCACAUCAACCAAAAAAAAGAAGCAAACAAAAAUUUGGCACUGGGUGAAAAAGGACAUCAAUAUCAAUCGUGGAGAGUAAGAAAGUUUGAAGCCUGCGGACGGUUUAGAAAGAGUGAAGAGCCCCUUGAGCAUGUUCCUGAAACUCGUUGACUCUGACCUCAUUGGGUUCCUCACUUUCGAAACGAACACAUUCAGGACCCAAGAAAAUCGCACGCGAAUCCUUCCGGUGUCAGUCCUCGAGAUGCGCACAUUUAUUGGCAUUGUCCUUUACAUGUCUGCUGUUGACCUUCCUUUUAGAAGGAUGUACUGGUCAGCGAACACUCGUCAAGCGGAUAUCGCCAACUGCAUGACAAAAAAUAGGUUCGACGAAAUCAUGUCUCGAUUUCAUGCAGGGAACAAUGAUGAAGCGCGAGAAAAAGGAGAAGGCUAUGACUGUCUCCAUAAGGUGCGACAUGUGCUUACGAGCCUAAAUAACACAUUUUCACAAGCUGCCAAACUUGAAACUUGCGUUGCUGUAAGUGAAAUGCUUAUUCCUUUCAAGGGCAGACAUUCUCUGAAAGUUUAA